UAAAGUGCGCGUGUGCAGAAACUCAAUUCGACCUUGCACUCCUUCCAAACAACGCAAUUUAACACGUUGGAAAAGCGUCAAGUCUAUAAAACUUAGUACACUGUGUUCGUAACAGAUUAUAGUUUUGGAAACAGAAAAAUACAUUGAGAUCAGACAUUUAAUCGAUAAGAAAAUUAGAAGAACGUCAGACCAAUUUCACCGAGUUCCAUCCUCUCCUACUGCCACUGGACUUCCUCUCACUACCAUAUUGGGGGUGGAAAGAAAACGUUCUAAACGGAUGCUUCAGCUUUAUAGCCCCUGUGACGUGUCUGGGUUACCCCUUCUGUCUGUGACAGAACUGCAAAAGAGCUUGUUGCUUGUGCAACACGAUAGCCUUACUGUAAAGUAGUUAGUGGUGAGAAAAAGUAAUUUCUGCCUUUACCGAGUUUCUGCUUUUAUUUUCCGACUAGAAUGUUUGCAACUUGAUAUUCAAUAUUAUUUUACCUUUCCUGGGAGUAGUUCCGCGUGGUCCGAUGAACGUCUCUUGACUGCGCGCCGUGGCCAGUACAGCUGGAUGCGACAGAUCGUCGACAGAAAGUGCCUUCGACAUUCUUACUUGAGCUGCCUGCCUGCGCGUCUCCUCCACCGAGCUGGCAACAUUCCCUCCCUCGCUGUGACAGAAGAUAGCUCAACCUCAGCCCCUGCCCUACCAACUCAUCUUUUUCAGGCUCCGUCGCUGCACUAGAGAAACCCAAGCAGAAAGAUUUAACUGCAGAGGUUGGGGGAACUGUCUGGCCACUCUGCCAAAACACAGAGUGCUGACUGACUCAUUCGGGCAAGUUUAGUCAAUACCCAGCCCAACAUCUACACCCACUUAAUAUUCUCGCCCAAGCAGUGCCAUCGCCCUCGAAAUAGCAUCAGUUUCAAUUCUCUUCCCCCGCCACCCCUUCCUUCCCACUACCACCACGUUCAGACGGUCCGUCAGUCCAGCCUGCCUCUGAGCAUGCCCCCAUUGCCCUGUCAGUGGCCUGCACCUGGGACUAACUGAUUGACGAGCAACGUCUUUUGAUUGACAGCUUCUCUGAUAGCCGCCAUCUCCCAAGCAGCGACCACAUCCGGGUUGCAAAUCCACCAACUCUGCUGCUCUGAAGUCCGCAAGGGCAAACGACUUUCACUGAUCCCCACACUUUUUUUUGCUACACUUUUAGUUGUUUUUCUAGCACACUGAAGAGCCAUUAGAGGAUAGCCUCUCCUUAAACAAGUGGCUAGCUUUACCCCACCCCGGCAUUGCUAUGGCUUUAAAUAUUGCUUCGAUGCGAGACACAAAAUGGCUGACGCUGGAGGUGUGCCGGCAGUUCCAGAGGGGGACAUGUUCGCGGAGUGAUGAGGAAUGCAAAUUUGCGCACCCACCCAAAAGCUGCCAGGUGGAGAACGGAAGGGUGAUUGCCUGCUUUGACUCACUAAAGGGCCGAUGCACGCGAGAGAACUGCAAAUACCUCCACCCCCCGGCCCACCUCAAGACUCAGCUGGAGAUCAACGGCCGCAACAACCUCAUACAACAGAAGACGGCAGCAGCCAUGUUGGCUCAACAGAUGCCUUUCAUGUUCCCUGGCACGACCAUGCAGCCUACCAUGCAGUCGUUUCCUAUUAGCCAGGGCCUGGGCUCCAGCCCGGGUCUGAGCUAUGCACCCUACCUGACCCACAUGACCCACAGCAUGGGCAUGAUGCCCACCGAGAUGCUCCAGCCCAGCACCCAGAGUAUCAUCGUUCCCGGCAGCCCUCCCUGCUCCAUGCAGAGCUCCUCCUCCAACCAGAAGCUGCUACGCACGGACAAGCUGGAGGUGUGCCGGGAGUUCCAGCGGGGCAACUGCGCGCGUGGCGAGACGGACUGCCGCUUCGCUCACCCCAGCGACAGCCCUAUGAUUGACACCAGCGACAACACGGUGACCGUGUGCAUGGACUACAUCAAGUCCCGCUGCUCCCGGGAGAAGUGCAAGUACUUCCACCCGCCGGCCCACCUGCAGGCCAAGAUCAAGGCUGCGCAGCACCAGGCCAACCAGACAGCCGUGGCCGCACAAGCCGCCGCCAUGACUCAGUCGACUGCCAAAGCAAUGAAGCGACCCCUCGAGGCAACUGUAGAACUGGCUUUCCCCCACGGCUGCCUGCAGCCCCUACCAAAGAGACCAGCACUUGAGAAGAGCAACGGGGCCAGCUCACUCUUUCACCCCAGUAUGUUGCACUACCAGCAGGCCUUGGCCAACGCACAGCUGCAGCAGCAGACGGCUUUCUGUGGCUUUCCCACAGAUUAUCCUGAAGUAACUGUCAGGAUGGAAAUGGAGUGUCAAGAAGCUGCCCUACAAAGCCCAAAACAGCCCUUCUUCUGUACAUACUACCUUCCCCUUCCACUACAGCAACCUGCAUGCUAAGAGUGUAAUACUACCAAUUAACCAUAAGACUUGAGUGCUGGUGUAAGAAAAUACACACAACAAAAAUAUGUAUAUGUAUUGCUAGGAAACUAUUGCCAUGAAAAUUAUGACAAAAAAAUUAUGUGUACUGAACUACAUACACUUAGUGGAGAGAUGGUGAUGAGUUCAUUUUAACUAUUGUUUUCUCUGUUAAAGUAAUAUGGGUCUUUUAUAUUUUGUUUUCAAAACGGAACCUCGAUCUGCACAAAUGUUCACCCUUUGAAAACACCUUAUUUGCACUAUAAGAGAACUAGUGCUUAUUGUUAAAAGUGCUUAAUUGUUUUAAACAGGAGAGUCACAGAGAAGCCCCUGGUUGCAACUGGCGCUCCAGACCAAGCUAGAAGGGAUUGUUUUACUUUUUGUUUGUUUUAAUUAUUUUUAAAAAGACAAAUGUUAGGGCAGACUAUAUGCUUAUGUUUACUCAAUGACUGUCCUCUUAAUGAUGAUUUGAACGUGCUCCGCCGCCCCCCAUCACCCCUUUAAAACGGUGUGGUAUGCGCUCCAUAUGAAGCACUUGCCAACAUUUAAUCUCUGGAAAACCAACGGCUUGCCAAACGAAAGUCAGCGCGACUGACAGAAGCGAUCUGCAAGGAAACAGACGUGGAACAGCUUCGUGGCCAAAACGUGCAGUCGGGCCUCGUUUUUGUGCACGUCUGGGGGAUAAAAUAACCUAGAAUUUCAAUUUCUUCUCCUUUGUUAAAUUUUCAGUUUUACUUUUGGAUGGGUGCUGACAUUGGCUUGUGGGUGUAUUUGUGUAUGUGGUUGGUUGGGUGGGAGCCUCAGAUGGGUCGGUGUUGGGGAGAGUUAUACUGGCAUCAGGGCGUGCUACUAGCCUAUAUGGCUCCGGUUUGUGUGCCGAGGGCUUAACGAAAGCUUGCGUGUGGCUGAAAGCAUGUGGCGGGAGGGAGCCUCAGCCUGAUGGGCCAAGCCAUGGACAUCUGCCAGCAGACUGGAACAGACAGACUGGAAGUCCACCAACGGCCCCAAAGUCAAGACUACAGGGACAAGGCCUUUGGGGGAGUUAGGGGUGGAGCUGGAAGGAGGGAUAAGGGUGAGAUCAGCUAGGGGUGAAACAAGUGCUACGACUCAACAAAAAAAAGGUGCAUUCGAAGAUGCUAGUCAUUGUCGUGAGAUGACUUGAAGUUUUUGACUGGAGGGCUAUCUGUGACUGUCAGUCGUCACCCUGCUAUCACCGAGAAUCCUGUUUCUAUUUGAGAAAAACUGUAGAAGUGCCUAAAAAUCCUUUAACUUUAAAACAACAAGCAUCUGGAGAAACAUACUUUGUCAAAGAAAAAACAAGAAUAUACAAAAGGAUGGUUCAAGCAAAGUUCCCAAAAGUAUGUUGACCUAUUUAGAGAAAAGACUAUUCACUUUUCAUGCAGAUGCCAUGGUUAAAGCAGUACCCUAGUGUUAUUGUAAACAAAUAUUUAACACGACAAAAAGUAACUUUCUGAAAAGAAAAUAUAUAAACUAACCAAGAUAGCUUGGUAGAAUGUUUGAUAAAUAUUUCAUGAUGUAAUAUUUUGUUCUUACCAUAGGUUUUUAGUAGUUUACAUUGGAAAAAGUGAUUGAGAAUACAGGAAAUUGUGACGUGUGUGUGAUGUAUGUAACGUGUCUCAUACUUUGAGAGUUUAUAUUCAUGGUUGUAGCAGCAAUGUAUUCAUGUUUAUUUCAAUUUGUUUUAUGAUGUUAAGCAUCAUGGUAUGUGUGUCACCAGAACAAUCUGUUAUUGUAUGCCAUGAUAUAGUUAAUAGUGUACUAGCAUUGUUUAAACCAACCUCCACGUUAUUACCUAAUAUGUUUUAUGAGACGUAUGUAUUUUGACUCAAUCACAUUUCUUGAUACUACACAACCAAUUAUUUACCUUGUGUAUGUGUGUUCAACAAAAAGGAUCAGAAUCAUGACAUUUUCAUGGCGCUUGAUCGACACAGACAAUCCACAACGAGACACCUUUGGUUCAAAAAUAAUAUGGCACUGGUCUUAGAAUUAUUCUUUCUUUCUUUUUGUUCACUUUCACUGAGAUUUUCUUCUAAAAAGUUACAGUUUUAAUGUAAUUUUUGGUGUGGAAGGUGAUCGAAGAUAUUUUUUGGGUAAUUUAUCGUAUUUUAUUGUUUUGUCAAAAGAGUCAGAAUGAUGUAACCUAUUCUAUUUUGAAAUGAAUGUAAUUUAUUGAGCUGUGCGUCCCUACAAGAUCUGGUCUCUAGUCAGCCAAUGAGAUGCAGAUCAGGAGCAAGGGGGUGGAGUCUUAAAAAGCCACCAAUAGAAUGCUACUGGAUCUCCCUUGCCUUGUCAUCAACACAGUUCAUCACAUUACAGUAAUGAGCAAGGCUUUAGAAUUGCUUAUAUUGUUCAACAAAAAAAGAGAAAAGAAAAUAAGAAUGUUAAUUGUAUAGGUGACAUUUUACCCAAAAAAUAAUUUUAAAAAUAUGUACUUUUCACUCUAGUAUUUCAUAACAAUAUUAAGUUGUUGCUGUGGCAACAUAAAGUUGCAAUUACUAAAGUUCUGUAUUUUUGUAAAUUAUCUAAUCGUUAAGUUUACUUUUUUUUCUAGAACACUGCACACAUCACUAGAUUGUAAAGCAGAUUUCAACAUUUCUUAUUUGUCGUGAUUAUGACAAUUUUCCUUAGCAGCCUCUGUAAAGGUGUAACUUUAACACUUAACAUGUAAUAGACAAAGUUACCAAUGAUAUUUAGGAUGAAAUUAUAAAAUGAUCUAUUAAUUGAAUAGUUUUGAUGUACAACUUUUCCCCUGAGAAAGGACCACUGGUUUCAUGCACACCAAUGGAAAAAUAUUUAUGAAUGUAGUUUGUUAAAUUGUUUAUCAUCAGUUAAGGAUUGCACUUCUUCCGGUAAAAUAAAACAUUUCAUUAUUACCGAUGAAAAUGUCAUUAGGUAUGGCAAAGUUACUAUACACCAGUAAUACAGUAAUUCUGUAAACGAGUCACUACCAGUUCGUAUCACAGAAAUAACCUUUGAACAUCUUGCAUGAAAAAAAUAAGUUUUUAUUAUUAAACGAUAACCUACUGAAUGUUUCUAGUUAUACCGAAAAACACAAAAAAUAGUCUGCACAUGAGACACAAUUCCAAGUUGUCCUCAAAUGGGGUCAUGGUUGUGCCCAAGAGAAUGGAAUUGUGCUGAGAAAUGUAAUUUAUUUAAAUUAAAUGUGUUGACAUUGACUGACUGAUGAUAAGAGAAAAAGAUAUAAGCACUUGGGUCAGCUGAGCAGACACAGCUUAUCCAAACACUUUGCCUUGUCGUUAGUCCAUCGUGCUUAAGGUUUUAUGUUCCAGAGCUGUUAAAAAUAAACUUUUAAAGGCUGUAAACUGGUCUCUGCUGAACAGACUUUUUUGUUUAUAUAUAUAUAUAUAUAUAUAUAUAUAUAUAAAAUGCUAAAAUGUAAACUUAAAACUAUUUUUAUUUAUAUACAUAAAUUAAAUUGUUUGAAGUUUUAACUUUUUUGCAUUUUUUAAAGAUGAGGCCAAAAGGAUUGACUGCUGUACAGAAAGCAGUCUUGUGUUCUAAGCCCCGUUCGAAUACUUUAAUAACAAACCCUUCCUUACUUUCUGAUCUAACACUAUUUGGUAGGUGUAAGCAACAGUUCUAUCACAUAGCUUUCCCCAAUCCAGCCAUGUCAGAUUAGGUAUUUCUUCAAGGAAGUGGGAAGGAACGAUGCAUUUGUUAAAGUAUUGGAACAGGGCCAUAUUAUGUCCUUGUAGAGAGCUUGACGAUGAGGGCUGUGGCCAACAUGCGAUGCUGAAUGGUCCCUAAAAGGACUGCCGCCAGGGUCGUAUUCACUAGGAAGCAAACGUGCCGAAACGGAAGGGACUAACUGAACUUGUCCAAUAAGAAACGCUUGUUUUCGUUUAACAUUGCAAAACGUUUCGCUACAGUGUGCACUAUUGAAUAUUACCCAGGUAAUGAAUUGAGACUGCUUUGCCAUCAGAAAUGCAGUAUCCCAUCUACUUUGCAAAAAAAAUAUAUAUAAAGAGUAAAAGACAAGACCCUCAUUGGAUUUUUAGUUUUGAUGUAACCAUUUUUCUGUUUUCUUUGUGCGUAUAGUUUGUGCUAUUUUAUGUUACUAUAGUCAAAUGUUUUGGUUCCAGCAAGAUAGUGUAAAAUCUAUUGAAAUAAAGAAAAAAUUGAAAGGA
Messenger RNA from Salvelinus fontinalis (brook trout), 6592 nucleotides. Its product is annotated as muscleblind-like protein 2a. Gene Ontology annotation, molecular function: metal ion binding. NCBI's taxonomy places the organism in Eukaryota, Metazoa, Chordata, Actinopteri, Salmoniformes, Salmonidae. Bases 1272 to 2405 code for a protein of 377 amino acids. The record is from RefSeq and is a predicted model, not a curated record. The transcript has 8 exons.